Messenger RNA from Petromyzon marinus (sea lamprey), 2804 nucleotides. RefSeq names its product IKAROS family zinc finger 5 (gene IKZF5). Gene Ontology annotation, molecular function: RNA polymerase II cis-regulatory region sequence-specific DNA binding; DNA-binding transcription factor activity. The record is from RefSeq and is a predicted model, not a curated record. Lineage: Eukaryota; Metazoa; Chordata; Hyperoartia; Petromyzontiformes; Petromyzontidae. Gene Ontology annotation, biological process: regulation of transcription by RNA polymerase II.
GAGGGGGGGUGAGUCAAGUCGCAUGGCGUCGGCGUCUGUGUAGUAAAUUAUCGCGGACCCUGCUGCGUGAGGCGGCGUGAGGCGGGGCGCGAUUCACCGCGUACCCUGAGGCGCGGCCCGGCGCAGGAGAAAGAGGCGAGCGGGGAGCGUAGACCAAGUGAGAGUGUGUGUUCAUUACAGAUUCACUCCACAAUGGCAGACAUGGCGGCUGCCACCGUCACCGUAAAGAUGGAGGCGGAUGGGGACACGGGAGAUCCGCCGCAGGAUUUUGUCAAAGAUUUCCAGGAGUACCUCACUCAGCAGACCAACCAGGUCAAUCUCAUCUCAGGUUCCAUUGGUUCUGAGACAGAUCCAGAGCCUCUCAAUGGAGUGGGCGAUCCCUCAGCCCUGGCGGACAAGAUGGAGGGCUGCCUGGAGGAUGGGCUCGGCCUGCCGCUCGACGGCUACGAGCGCACACAGGACGGGAAGCUCAAGUGCAAGUACUGUGACUACGCGUGCAAGGGCACGGCGCGGCUCGAGGAACACAUGAGGACCCAUACCGGAGAGAAGCCUUAUCGCUGCCACCUGUGCUCCUUCGCCUCGGCCUACGUGCGCCACCUGGAGGCGCACAUGCGCUCGCACACGGGGGAGAAGCCCUACAAGUGCAACCUGUGCUCGUUCCGCUGCAGCGACCGCAGCAAUCUCUCCCACCACCGCAGGCGCCGCCACAAGACCUCGGGCCUGGUUGGCCUCUCGGGUCUGGCCCAGCGAGGGAUCCUGGCCAACCGCCGCAGCUUGCUGGGACUUGGGGCAGCGUUCGUGCGCAGGGCUCAUCACGCCUACCCAGGGCACUCGGGCUCGUUGUUGUCCGCGUCUUCGUACAACUUGCAUCAGCACGGUGGAGGCGGUUACGGAGGACGACGUGCGAGCCUGAGCCUCAACAUGAGCCCACCGACCAUGGUGGGCAUGGGCCACGGUUCCAUUGCACCGCAGUCCAAUGCGAGAUUUCACGGGGAUGACCUGGCUCCGAGUAUGCGGAACUACAGUUCUCUCUCCGACGGCGGCGUCGCCCCGGAAAUGAGUGAGGAGACGCCGCUUAGCCAGUUGUCGGCUCUCGCCGGGCAGAUUUCCUGCUUGGUGUCUGGUGAAGUUCGCGGUACUCAGACGGCGCACGCCGACCAACGCGGUCGCGUCGGGAACAUAUGCGAGACGGGGAGGAUCAACGAGCAGGAGGAGCUGGACUGCAGCGAGACGCAAGGGAUAAUCUGCAGCGAAACCGGACAGCUCAUCGAAGACGGCAACAAGGAUGGAUUGGCAUUGCAAGAACGGGACGGAAAAAUAAUGGAACACCUUUACGCAGCGCACAAUUUGGAAAUGCCUGCAAACGGUCCAGUGGUCGCUGCAUCCAUCAGCCUAGCCCAGGAGCAGUCUCCAGCUCAUUCUAGCCCAGAGCCCCAGUCUCAUCACUCAGCCCAGCACCACCACCACCAGCAGCAGCAUCAUCACUCGCAGCCCUCCUCGAGGCAGACAUCGCCGUACCCGAACAAGCAGGAGAGUGGGCACCACCCUCCCAGUGGGUGCAGCCCGAUCAGAUUGACGAGCAGCAGUGAAAUGAGUCUGAGAGCCAACACACCGAGCAGCACGGGAAGCCACCGGAGCACACCCGCCCUGCCCGUGCUCCAGACUCCCGGCUCCUGCCCCCCAGGGGGGCGUCUCUCCCCCAUGCGUGGUCCCCCGGCCCUCUCAAACCAGGCUGACACAGAGGCCCACCAGUGCCCUCACUGUGACAUAUACUUCCCAGACAAUAUACUCUACACCAUUCACAUGGGCUGCCAUGGCUAUGAGAACCCCUUCCAGUGCAAUGUUUGUGGCUACUGCUGCCACGAUCGCUACGACUUCAGCUGUCACUUCGCACGAGGGCAGCACAAGCGCUGAAGAUGCACGUCAAGGGAACAUUGAGAUUAUAAAAGUAAUAAAAAUAAAUAAGCAGGCAAUACACCAAUACGAUACAUAUGUCCCUCCACAUACAAAUUCAAGUUUUCUUUACACAUCCCAUCAGCCACACGACCUUCCUUCUAGGAGUCCAUAAUUUCAGGAGCAUAUAUCCAACACAUGCAUACUCCAGACUGGUUUUUACAUUAAUUGUCUCAUCAGCAGUCGAGCUUGCUUGAACCAAUGUUGAUGAACUGCCAAGCUAAUGAUUGUUGCAUAUUGUAUGGUUUGCAUCGAAGUAGGACCCAUAUCUAACAGAAAGGGUCCUUGCCUAUACGCCUGACAGCAAGCACGUUAUGCCAAUGCGUUCUAAGCUUGCUGAUGAGACACUAAAUGUUGAAACCAGCCCAUCGUUUGCUUAUGUUGAACCAAUGCUGUGAAUAUUGUCUCCCAGAAGGCCAUGUGGAAAAUGUGUAAACAAAUACUUGGAUUUUUCAUCUGGAAAGACGGAUAUGUGAAGGAGGCAUAUUGUCUUCAUUAUUUAUUGAGAUUACAACUUCGAUUCCUCAGCUGGUUCUUGGCUAUAAACUGCUGUUAGCAGAAAUACUACAUUGAGCUUUAGAAAGCACUGGUGUAACGUUGACAUUGUGUAAUAUAUUUACCAACAAUGCCAAUGCAUACAAUGUUUACAUGUAGUGUAGUGUGUAGGGUUAAAAAUUGAUGAGUUUUUUUAAUGUUUGUAACGAAACAUUCAGUAGUGACACGGAGGCCUUUAGUCACAGACUGGGAGUCGCAGCCUCUUUGUUACAGUUAGUGUUUUGCAAGUGUUUGUUACACGCUGUGUAUUGUCUCAGCCAAAGUAGUGUUUCGUUUUUAUUCUUAGGCAUGUAUAU